Messenger RNA from Oryza sativa Japonica Group (Japanese rice), 1934 nucleotides. RefSeq names its product serine/threonine protein kinase OSK4. Gene Ontology annotation, molecular function: protein serine/threonine kinase activity; ATP binding. Gene Ontology annotation, biological process: intracellular signal transduction; protein phosphorylation. The record is from RefSeq and is a predicted model, not a curated record. Gene Ontology annotation, cellular component: cytoplasm. Lineage: Eukaryota; Viridiplantae; Streptophyta; Magnoliopsida; Poales; Poaceae.
AAGCUACCCAUAGUUUCACAUACUAAUUACUACUACUACUUGACACACACACACGCUCAGUGAGGCGAUCGAGGAUGCAGGGCGGCGGCGGCGCGGCGUCGGCGGCGGCGGCGGCGGCGGCGGCGGCGACGCAGCAGCACCGGGAGCUGCUCGAGCGGUACGAGCUGGUGCGGGUGCGGGGGCGCGGUAGCUUCGCGCAGGUGUGGGAGGCUCGCCACCGCCGCACCGGCCUCAGCGUCGCCGUCAAGAUCCUCAACCUCGCCGGACUUCUCGCCAGCGGCAUCCCCAUCCGCAAAGUGGAGAGGGAGAUCGCGGUGAUGAGGCUGCUGAACCACCCGCACAUCGUGCGGUUCCACGAGGCGAUCGCCGGCGGCGACGGCGGCGGCCACGUGUACAUCGUGAUGGAGCUCGCGACGCAGGGGCAGCUCUACGAUUACGUCACCCAGCUCGGCCGCCUCCGCGAGGAUGACGCUCGCAGGAUCUUCCAGCAGAUUAUAUCAGGCGCCGAAUACUGCCACCACAACAUGGUCGUCCACCGUGACCUGAAACUGGAGAACAUCCUGAUGGAUUCAGAGAUGAACGUCAAGAUCGUCGACUUCGGUUUCAGCAAGUUCUUCAGGCACAACAAGGUGCUCAGCGCGUCAUGCGGAAGCCGAGAAUAUGCCGCUCCCGAGCUACUCGCGGGUAGAAAAUAUGUUGGUCCACCUGUGGAUGUUUGGAGCUGUGGAGUAAUCCUUUACAUCCUCUUCUGUGGACGCUUGCCCUUUGACAGCGCCGAUGUAUCAGAGCUGCACAGGAUCAUCAAGAGAGGAGAGUUCAGUAUCCCACCGUACGUGCCUGACGACGCGAGGGAUCUCAUCUCCAGCAUGCUGAUCGUGAGACCUGACAAGCGCCUCACCAUCACCGAGGUCAGGACGCACCGUUGGCUGCAGCACUCCAUCCCUCGCUACCUCGCAAUGCCUCCUCUCAACGCUCGCACACAGAUCACCAGGAUUGAUGCUGAGACUGUCGACAAGGUAGUCGGCCAUGGCUUUGAAAGGAGGUACUUGGUUGAAUCACUUGAGAACAGAGUCGAAAACGAGGCGACGGUCGCCUACAACCUGAUCCUCAAUAAGAAGUUCGAUGCCCCAACACGUUAUGUUUGGACAAUUGACGUCUAUCAAGAAGCUGGACAAAGUAACACCACGGGAGCAGCAGAAGCAACUGGCAGCAGUGCUGCCGGAGAGCCGCCGGUCGCCGUCGCCGGAGAAGACGACGGACGCAACAACGGAUGGGCGCUGGGAGGGGUGGAGUUCCACGAGUGCCCCCGCGAGGCGAUGCGCGCCAUCGCGGCGGCGCUGCGCGAGACCGGCGUCGUCUACGCGCACGACGACGACGACCGCGGCCGCUACGGCAAGCUGCUCUGCGCACGCUUCGCCGGCGCCGCCGGCGUCCGCCGCAUCAUCCGCAGCUACCUCGCCGCCACCGACGACGCGCCCUCCUCUUCCUCCUCCGCCGGUGGUGGCAGUGGCAGAGGUGAGGCUGGCCAUGGCGGUGGAGCUCCCGUCGAUGAUGCUGUCCUCGAGAGCUUGUCUGCGGCUGUGUUCUUUGAAAUUCAGCUGUACAAGUCAGAAGGGGAAGGGAAUUACCUGAUGGAUCUGAAGAGGCUUUCUGGCCCACAGCUUCAAUACCUCAACAUAUGCUCAGAGUUAAGCUCCAAGUUGAGAGCAAUUAACUGAGGCGGUAGAAAUUAACAGUCUCCUCCAAGGAAGAAAUAAUCUGAGGAAAUAUUAGGUUAUCCCUCUUUUCCUUUUGUUUUUAGUGAAAGGAAAAGCUAGCAUGUAUGAGAGGGAAAAAUUAAAGAAAAAUACAUAUAACACUAUGAGAUGAACUUAUACAAAUAUAUACUAAUUAAAUCCGUCAGGAUUUAUCAAUUUAGAUUGUCUCCUUUUAUC